ACAGAGAGACGCAGUUGCAAACUGAGCUGCACUGCCUCAUGCAUCCGGCAUGUUUUCCCCUCUUAACACUGUUACCCUUUGAGCGCACACACACGAGGAGACACCUAAAAGUAGGAGUGUGUGUUUGUGUGUGAGCACGCUGCAUACCAAGUGAGAAAGUCAGUAACAAAAGAAAGCAUUGAAACAUUGAGUGCACGCGGUCGGUCACCUCCAUUUUUUCCCUUCAUGCCUCUGCAGACUGAUCUUUGAACCUGAUGUACCUCAGAUAGUCCUGAUAGAUCACUCAGAGCACAUCAGACUGCUGCGCCCAAAAUAAGUUAAUCAGGCUGGGAAAAAACUACAAGACUUAAAGGACAAACCCGAUUCAUCUGCUCCGACUCUUCCACGGAUCUGAUUCAGGACUGCGCACAAACUCCACGGAUAUCAUGAUGUUUGUGUUUUGAGUAAAAUGCUUUCAGAGGAGCAGAAGUAGCAGAUUUAUUUACUGAAGGAAAUAACACUUAAAACCCAGAGAUGUUUAACUUAAGAUGUUUUAUUACGUGCGUCUUGGUUUUUAUUUCAAAGUCCCAGAGUGUACAUGUGAUUGACCGGGAUGCACAGGGAUUUCUAGAGAAUAUUUUACGCUAUUAUGGUGAAAAUAAAUCCAUCUCAACGGAGAAUCUGGAUGAUUUACUGCUGUUAAUCUCAACCAGAAGAUCCGAUUUAAUAACUGAAGCAAAUCCACUGGCAAACAAAGAGUGUCCCUCAGCAGAGCAGAUCCUGUCCCACUUUGGGUUCAGUAAUGUCAGUCAGCUGACUGUGGGACAUCUGGGGAGGAUCUGUCCCGCUGUGUUGACCCAGGUGCUGCUGCCCUCCUGCCCCUACACCGCCCCCAAGGCUCUGCCGCCUCUCGACUACACUGUGUGGGGUUACGGGUUUCUGGCGGUCACAGUGAUCAACCUGGCGUCUCUGCUUGGUCUCCUACUGAUCCCCUUCGCCAAGAAGCCUUAUUUCCCCAAAGUGCUGACCUACUUCAUUGGCCUGGCCAUCGGGACACUCUUCUCCAACGCUGUACUUCAGCUCAUACCAGAGGCCCUGGGUUUUGAUCCCAAAUUGGAUAACUACGUGGCAAAUGCAGUUGGAAUAUUUGGAGGGUUUUAUAUCCUAUUCUUCGUGGAGAAGAUACUGAAAAUGGCUCUCGGGGUAGAGCAUGAGCAUGGCCACAGCCAUUUCACUCCUGCAGAGGCACCUCAAGAAAACUCCCUCCACAACGGAAACAUACUGGAGAAAAAGGACUCCAUCGUUUUGACAAGAAUCAACACUAUCGCCACAGACAAGAGCAGCCCGAACCCAGAACCUCCACAUACAAAUGUGACACCUUCUCAGGAUGUAGAGGUGUCUCAUGUGAUGUGCCACUGGCUGCGUGGGCAACGCAUCUCCAACAUCAAGACAGUGGCGUGGAUGAUAACUCUGAGUGACGCACUGCAUAACUUCAUUGAUGGUCUAGCUAUCGGUGCCUCGUUCACUGUGUCGGUACUGGCGGGGUUCAGCACGUCCACCGCCAUUGUAUGUGAGGAGUUUCCCCAUGAGCUGGGUGACUUUGUUAUCCUGCUGAAUGCUGGUAUGAGCGUCCCACAAGCCAUUUUCUUCAACCUGCUGUCAGCAGUGUCGUGUUACAUCGGCCUCGUCUUUGGCAUCCUGCUCGGGAGCAACUUUGCCCCCAAUGCAAUCUUUGCCAUCGCAGGAGGAAUGUUCCUGUAUAUUUCACUGGCAGACAUGUUUCCAGAGAUGGACAGCAUAGCACGGGAACAGGAGCGGACUUCCACCAAGAUCAUCUUCUUCCUGAUCCAGAACGCAGGGCUGCUCACCGGGUUCACCAUCAUACUGCUGAUCACCUUGUUUGCAGGGGACAUCAACCUGGGCUAGAGGGGAGGGGAGACAGAGGAACACAAACUGGAAAGAUAAAUAAAUAAGAGCUGCUUCCGUUUCUGCUCACAGCUCACUCAGCUGGGCAGGAAAGUAAAUGUAAAGUGAAUGUUUUGUACAAACAAAACCAAAUGUUUAAAGGAAAAAAAUAUGCUUUUAUAUCUUUUGACUAUCAAUUUAGUGGAAUGUUUACUCCAUAUAAAAAGGGAAAAUCUUAACAAUCAUUUGAUGUAUGAACUCUUGUCAAAUUUGUUUUUGAGGAGACAAUAAAUUAUUUUUUCAGUCUUCA
Messenger RNA from Siniperca chuatsi (mandarin fish), 2194 nucleotides. It is a transcript of the gene slc39a8, whose product is annotated as solute carrier family 39 member 8. Gene Ontology annotation, biological process: zinc ion import across plasma membrane; intracellular zinc ion homeostasis. Gene Ontology annotation, molecular function: zinc ion transmembrane transporter activity. The transcript has 8 exons. Gene Ontology annotation, cellular component: membrane. The coding region runs from base 514 to 1905 and encodes 463 amino acids. The record is from RefSeq and is a predicted model, not a curated record. Lineage: Eukaryota; Metazoa; Chordata; Actinopteri; Centrarchiformes; Sinipercidae.